GCGAGACGCUGCUCGUGAGUUGUGGUGCACGACGGGCACUGCGGCUGUGCAGCGCCUGACGCGAAGCGCAGAUCCACCACAACCCGAAGCACCAGUGGUACUACUAUAAGGGCAUCGACACGGACAAGAGCAUCUUUCUGAAGACUUACGACAGCAAGACCGAGACGCGCACACCACACACAGCCUUCGUCGACCCAACGUCGCGGCCAGACGCGCAGCCGCGCUGGAGCGUCGAGGUGCGCGUGCUCUGCUUCACGGAGACACAGCCGGCCGCACAGUAGAGGCGGCAAUGCGCAUCACAUUGCAGAGCUUCACUUGAGCGAGCCGCGCUUGCGGACGUGCACGAAGGUCUGGCUGUGUGGAAUGUCAGCGGAGGAACGUGAGUGUCGACGGAGAGCAACGCACUCGAUCUUCUGCGCCAUCUGCGGUCGAGAGUGGGGUCAGCCCUACCUGGCGAGCACUCGACUGCCGAGUGCCACUUACCAGCUUCUUAUCACGCCCUUGCAGGUCGGCAUGGGCGGCGAGCACAGCGAGGUUGGCCUACCCACCCAGAGGUCAGCUCGUGAUCCGAGGAUUCGAGACCUGCCGGCGUACCUUGAGCAGACUGUGCGUCACCUCAACGAGCGCCAUCUCCUCCUUCUCAUCCCAAGGACGCGGCAGGGCGCGCUUGGUGACACUCUUGCCCUUCUCACUCUUCUCGCUGCUGGCCUCAGCCUUCUGCUUCUUGACCUGCUCUGCGUGUCAGCAUGCAACGCUGGUGUAUCGCCUCGCGCCAUGACGGCUUACUGGCGGCGACUGGCGCUUGGCCUCCUCGGGUGUGCUGCGCUUCUGUUGCGGUGUCUGUGGCUCAGCUGGGCGGCCUAGCAACCUCAUGCAUGACUGACGGGAGACAUGAUUCAGAGUGAAGGACGGGGAGAUGUGGGAGAGAU
This is a messenger RNA of Tilletiopsis washingtonensis, 929 nucleotides long. RefSeq lists its product as hypothetical. Lineage: Eukaryota; Fungi; Basidiomycota; Exobasidiomycetes; Entylomatales. The record is from RefSeq and is a predicted model, not a curated record. The transcript is spliced from 2 exons. Bases 364 to 864 code for a protein of 166 amino acids.